ACUCCCCCAGCAGUCCCUGCGGCCGCCGGAGGGACGUCGGGCCGCGGCCAUGGCGUUCUGCGCGCCGUCGGCCUACCUGACCCACCAGCAGAAGGUGCUGCGGCUUUACAAGCGGGCGCUGCGGCACCUGGAGUCGUGGUGUAUCCACAGGGAAAAAUACCGGUACUUUGCUUGUUUGCUGAGAGCCCGGUUUGAAGAACAUCGGAAUGAAAAGGAUAUGAUGAGGGCCACACAGCUGCUGAGGGAGGCGGAAGAAGAAUUCUGGCAAAAUCAGCACCCACAGCCAUAUAUCUUCCCUGACUCCCCAGGGGGCACCUCCUACGAGAGAUAUGAGUGCUACAAGGUUCCAGAAUGGUGCUUAGAUUACUGGCAUCCUUCGGAGAAAGCAAUGUAUCCUGAUUACUUUGCCAAGAGAGAGAAAUGGAAUAAACUACGGAGGGAAAGCUGGGAUCGAGAGGUCAAGCAGCUGCAGGAGGAAACACCACCUGGUGGUCCUAAGACUGAAGCUUUGCCUCCGGCCAGAAAGGAAGGCGACUUGCCUCCACUGUGGUGGCACAUCGUGACCAGACCUCGGGACCGGCCCGUGUAGACACAUGCUCUUUCUGCUAGCAAGUGGCAACGGAAAGUAUGUUGGCACACAUACACUUGCCCUAAUAAAAAUGCUGAAUGUGGUC
Molecule: messenger RNA, 674 nt
Organism: Dipodomys spectabilis (banner-tailed kangaroo rat)
Lineage: Eukaryota; Metazoa; Chordata; Mammalia; Rodentia; Heteromyidae
Gene: Ndufb9
Product: NADH:ubiquinone oxidoreductase subunit B9
Exons: 4
Coding region: 50-589 (179 amino acids)
Biological process (GO): mitochondrial electron transport, NADH to ubiquinone
Source: RefSeq, a predicted model, not a curated record